GUCAACGUAAGGGAGAAUCUGUUCAGCUAUUUGCAGAGUUUGCAAGGAAAGCAGAUAAAGUGAUCAAGGGUCGGGGAAUUUGACUGAGAUUAGUAAAACAAUAGUGAGACAGACAGGAACACAGAGAGAUCCCACUGUCUAUUGGUUACUAUAUUUAAGGGUUGGCUUGAUGCGCAUCAUGGUCCCAUUUUGGAUGGGGGUGUCCUGCUUAUUCCUGCUCGUUUCUGGGAGAGAAGGACGAGUUUAUAAUGGGAGGAAGAAGUCGCCAACUCUGACAGCACAGAGGCUCCGCUCUGGACCUCACAUGUGCUUCUCAGGGAUGCUAAGUGCAUGUUGCCCAGGUUGGUCGGUAUCUCCUGGCUCAGGACAGUGCCUUCAGCCCAUCUGUUCUUAUGGAUGUGGCAGUGGGUUCUGCAUUGCACCCAACGUGUGUUCCUGCAGAGAUGGACAUCAAGGAGUCACUUGUACUGAUGACUUUGUUAGUGAACAUGAGAAGGAUCUUGAAGGCAAAGGUCUGUCUAUCAACUGUUUGUCAGCAAGGUGCGAUCACGGCUGUAGGUUGGUUGGCGGCGUACCUGUCUGUACCUGCUUCCAUGGUUACACUCUUGGAAAAGACGGGAAAACAUGUUACGAUGUUGAUGAAUGCAGCUGGCCUCAAGCAUCAAAUCUCUGUCAACAGCUGUGUAAGAACAGCAUUGGCAGCUAUCGAUGUCUGUGUUAUUACGGGUAUCAAAUCUCCCUCAAUGGACGUAUAUGUAUCCCUAACAAGCACCCCAACAAUAUCGCAGCUCUGGCCCCUUGUGGUGAAUAUGGCUGUGAGCUAAAAUGUAAUGAUGGAGGAUGUGAGCAUGUAUCCCGAGUUUGCCCUCUAGGGUACAAAAUGACAGAAACAAGCAAUGGUGUUACAUGUACAGAUAUCAAUGAAUGUACAACAUCUUCUUGUGAGGGGACCUGUAUCAAUACAGAAGGAGGGUUUAUAUGUGACUGUGGGCUGGGUCUAAAGCUUUCUCCUGAUGGAAGCAGCUGCUACGAUAUAGAUGAAUGCUCAGCCCACGGUUCCCCAUGUCAGCAGAGGUGUAAGAAUCUUCACGGCAGCUACAGGUGUUACUGUGGGGCAGGAUUUAUCCUCCACAGUAAUGGACAUACCUGCACAGAUAUUAAUGAAUGUCGAAGACCUGCAACAUCCCAUCUUUGCCAACAUUAUUGCCACAAUACUCAUGGAAGCUUUUUUUGUUCUUGUAGAGCUGGCUUUGAAAUUGGCCCAGAUAAAGUUUCAUGUAUUGAUGUGGAUGAAUGCAUAGAGAACUCUACACUGUGCUCUUCUGGAAUUUGUGUUAAUACACUGGGAUCCUACCUCUGUUCUUGCCCAUCUGGGUUUCAGCUCAAGGAUGGUGGUUGCUCAGAACUUCUUCUAGAGGUGCAGACUGGUCGCAUACCUCAGGAAACAGAAGCAGAUCAGGUGCAAUGGACUCCAAUGCCAACACCAACUUCUACUCUGAGUUCUGGAGUACCAGAAACCACUACGUCUCAGACUGCUCUGGCCCAUACUGUACUGGGGCAAGAACUCAUUAAUACAACGCCUACCUCAGACCCUCACACUAUGACUGAUCUUGACCCCUUACCGCCCCCACAGCACAUCCGAACAGGUCAAUCUCCAUUAGCACAAAAAGCCUCAGGAAUUUCGCCAAUGUCAUUGAAGGAUGACAUGCUGAUACAACAUGGCACCCCUACUAUUCAACACGCAGAUAUUCCUUGUUGGCAUAACAAGGAAAUGAAGGUGAAUGGGAGUUCCUGGACUGAGCCAGGAUGCAUGGACUGCACUUGCCAGGAAGGAACAGUAUCCUGUGAAAGAAGGAUAUGUAGCCCAAAAUGUUCACAUCCAGUUUUGCACCCUGACAGCUGCUGUCCAUCAUGCAAUGGAUGCCAGUUCGAGGGGAUCAACAGAGCAGAUGGAGAGCUCUUUCCAAACUCUCCAGACAACUGUACCAUUUGCAUUUGCUUGGUUGGAAAUGUCACGUGCAUCCCACCCGUGUGUCCUCCUGUGACAUGCACUGAUCCCUACAUGUCUGACUGCUGCUUACGAUGUCCAGACGGGUGUGAAUUUCAAGGACAGACGUACCCACACGGGGCCAGGUUAAGCCAGGAUGAUGGCGGGUGUACCUCCUGUUUGUGUCAGAAUGGCACUCUUGAAUGUUCCUUCGUCCCCUGUCCCAGUCUUAAAUGUCCCAGAGAGGACUGGAUACUGGAAGCGGGACAAUGCUGCUUUAAAUGCCAGGAGCCUCCGCAGAGCACAGGAUGCCCUUUCGAUGACAAUGGGAUUGAGAUUCCUGUUGGCCAGAUCUGGUCUCCCGGUGACCCCUGUGCGAUCUGCAUUUGUCAGGCAGAUGGCUCCAUUGAGUGCAAGAAAACUGACUGUGUGGACACCUGUCCCCAUCCGAUUAUCGUGCCAGGGCAGUGCUGCCCAGACUGCUCUGCAGGUUGCUCCUACGGGAGACGGACAUUCAGGAACAACGAGAGCUUCCCUUCCACCACAGACCCCUGUUUGACCUGCAUCUGUCUGAUGGGCACUGUGGCUUGCUCUCCUAUUGAGUGUGCUCUGAGUUGCACUUACCCUUUUCAUGAUGAAGGGGAAUGUUGCCCUGUCUGUCGAGACUGCACGUAUGAUGGGAGAAAGGUGCUCAAUGGACAGACCUUUUCACUGGAAAGUGACCCUUGCACUCAGUGCACUUGUCAGAAUGGGGAGGUGCAUUGUGAAGCUGUCAUCUGCUCUGUGUCCUGUUCUCAUCCUUAUGUGUUCCCUGGAGAAUGCUGCUCAGCUUGUGAAGAGUGUCUUAUUGAAGGGCUUAUGGUGGAGAACGAAGCCUCCUACAUUCAAGAUGUAGAACCAUGCAUUGUUUGCCAUUGCUCUGAAGGAAAUGUGCAUUGUGAAAAAAGAGAAGGCCGCUGUACCCCAUGCGAGCAGAAGACGCAAAGCUGUCUGAAUGCAGAGGUUCCUGAUACCUUUUACGCCAAAGAAAUUCAGCGCUCUCCAGUUGGCACAAAUUCCAAAGAUGGCAACACCCCAAUUAAACUACUGAAUGCUGCAAACCCAUUCCAGACUAGCCGCCUGUCUUUGUUUCAAAAAUUUAUUUCAAGAAGUGACACAGUAACGACAGGAACUACUCCAACUGCCUAUCUGUCUACAGUUAAAACAGAAGCACCUCUCCACUCGAUUUCAAAUUCACCCAACACAUUUGUUAUUCUUUCACCAGGAACCAUAUCUUCCACAACAUCAAAAUCAAAUACAGAAAUUGUUAUUUCAUACUCCUCAGCUUCCGAACUUUCCAGACUUGACAGUAAAACUAAAUCUUCUGCUACAUCUGGCAACUCAUUCCAUCUGCCUUCCAGUUUGCGUUUUACCCCUUCAGUUCUAACAAACAUUCCACUUGGGACCACCACUGGUCAUACGUUUCAUCAAACUAGUGAUUCUGAAUCUCGUCUGAAUCUUAAAACUGUCUCUUCUUCAGAUAUUAUUACCAAAAGACUUUCUCAUCCAUAUUCUCGUUCCACAAACCCCCUUUUUACUUUUGUAUCUCCCACCACUUCUAACCCCCCUAUAACACAUAAUAAUGAACCUACUUUAAUCUCUUUGUAUACCUCUUAUCCUACUCAUACACAAAAGGGUUCUCUUGUUUCCUCUCUCCAAAGAGCUGGCUUGUCUUCCCAGCCAGAUACCAUUGACAUUUCUUUGCUCUCCAAGUAUUAUUCAGGAUCCACCAAACUAUCUGCUAGACAUGCUGAUCAUACCACCAGGCCUACUCAGGUCAAUAAACACACAAGGCUUCUGCUGGGAAAACAAAACGAACAAGAAAUGACGAGUGAAGACAUAGAACCUACUAAAUAUUUAACAGGAUGUUCUUUCAAUGGCUAUGCUUUCACCCGUGGCUCCAUCUUUAUUGUAGAUGUGGACUUCUGCCUGCAGUGUGAAUGUUUGAAAGGAAAGGUGCAUUGCAGACGUGAAUCCCGUUUUCCUGCUGGUGUGUGCUGCCAGGAUUGUUCAAUUCCCCAACUUAUCUCCUGCUCUAAAGAAACCAACCAGAUACACUCAGAGGAGGGUGAGAACCAAGCAAUGUGUAAAUGCACAAAUGUCAUUCUUCAAUGUCACUCCUGCACUCCUAAACCUGGAUGCUACAGCGAGGGAACAUCACAAAGCUCUGAGUCAGAACUAGUUGACCAGAAGUAUUUAGACUGGAUUCCACUUAUACUUGGAUAUGGGGGGAAAUUCAAAGAUGUGGAUCUUAACCCAUGAGGCCUUCAUUAUCCAAAGCAGCAAAAUGGAGGAGUCUUCAUACAUUCGAACUGUCUUCUUCUGAUCUCAGUUCUUUCACAUCAAUCAGAAGAGGCUGAGAUAAUGACUAUACAAGAGCUACCAUGGCCUCAUCUCACUGUUAACCUUUCCUUGUACCAAAUAUGGACUUCAGUCCAAUAAUAUACUAAAGAAGAUAUAUAUAUAUCUACAGAAUCUGAAAUUGAAAGUCAAGAGAUUUUUAAAGUGAUUCAAUGUUGCAUUUUGUUUAAUUGGACAACUCCAGAGCCUUUACAAAGUAGUUUGGCUACUCAACUGAUGGCCAACAUAAUCCUAUGACAAAUACAACAAGCUGCUACGUGACAUGAUGAAGAACUGCCAGUUAAAAAGCCAACUCCUCAUGUCAUAUCUGAACUUGGAUUUGGGAUAUACAGCCUCUACACUGCUCCAUUCCAAUGAAGAGUCAUUUAUGGUUGGUUAAAAGGGAUUUUGUCCUGAAACAUUAGAGAGACAGUUCUAAUACAUGGUUGAGUCAUCUAGGCCAUUCAAUAUGAGGCUAAUUUUUAUACUUUGUGGUUGAUUUUAACUCGCUGUGUAUAGGAACUUAUUUUAUUUGAUCUAAAUAGCUUAUUUGCCAAUAGCAAACUGGUCCAAUCAUUCUCUGGUGAAAAUCACAGAACGAUUACCUCAUGUUUUCAUUAAAUUGUACUCUGGAGACUCAGGAGUGAAACUCAGUGAAACAUACAAUGUCAGAUCUGCUCAACCUUUUGACCAAGUUAGUAGCAGAAUGAAUGCCUACACUUUUCUGCUGUGUAGGGAACAUGACAUUCAACCACAACCGCAGACAUAUGGAUGGAUGAAGAUCAAUUACAAAAAGCUUUACCUUAAGUAAUUAUUUUUUUUGUAAAUGCUUAAACUUUUAAAAGUUUAAAUAUUUCAACUUUUAUAAUCAUAUGAACCAUUCACAAAGACCUCCACUUUGAGCAGCAACUUAAUAGACCAGUGAUCUUCAAAUCUGAGGUCAAGAAUCACCAACAACCUAGGUUUUAUCUGUAUCCUUAUUGAACCGAACUGGAUAGUCAAUAUUUGUGGGGGAUCUUAAGAAUUGUUUUUAGAAUCUAAUGCUAAAUUCUCUUCGAUGUACAGUUAUGUGUUUAACAAAUGUUGCAAUUCAUUUUUAAUGCCAUACAUAUUUCUAAAGGCAUUUGUAGAACUUUCCACACCAAACGUGUGCCUCGGAUCUCGAUCUUAUAUUAACAUAAACUUUAACAUAAACUUUCAAAUGUGUUUUACAUAUGUAGCAGGAAGUGAUUGUUACACAAUAUGGAAUCUAAAUUGCUAUUUUAAGAUAGUCAGUGACAACGGCUAGGAGAACGAGGAAGGAGGAACUAGAAAUGUUAAACACACAGCUGGCGGGAUUAGACCAUUUACUCCAGUUAAAUAUUAAUAUUUCUAGUUCAAGUAGAAAUGUUAAUUUUUAGCUGGAGAAAUUAAAAUGAUUUAUGUGAAUCCUAGACUAUGUCAUCUUCAGCCUGAUCCAAUUCCAGCCUCUUAGCAUG
Pelobates fuscus (common spadefoot toad) is the source of this 5844-nucleotide messenger RNA. It is a transcript of the gene VWCE, whose product is annotated as von Willebrand factor C and EGF domains. The transcript is spliced from 31 exons. The record is from RefSeq and is a predicted model, not a curated record. Gene Ontology annotation, molecular function: calcium ion binding; protein binding. Lineage: Eukaryota; Metazoa; Chordata; Amphibia; Anura; Pelobatidae. The coding region runs from base 170 to 4288 and encodes 1372 amino acids.